GUCACCGAAGCCUAACAUUCGAUCACGAAUAAAGUGUAACGUACGGAAUCGAGCUGAUUUUUCCUGACCAUUCGCAGUGUUUUCGGAUUGUGACAACGACAUUCCAAUAACAUCACGAACAUCAGCAGCAUAUUACUCUCGAUAUGGAAUACCGUAAUGAUAAAGAUGCCGGAGAUAGCAAAGAUGAAUGCAAGGACAAAGUCGCCAUACCUCGACACCUUGGAAUUUUUGGUUGCAUCUGUCAUUUUGUUGGUCUUGUGGUUGGGACGGGGAUCUUCAUUUCUCCGACCGGUGUCCUUCGUGGUGCUGGAGGAUCCGUAGGCCUUUCAUUCAUCCUAUGGAUAGCAUGCGCCAUCAUUCAGACGUGUGGCGCCCUCACAAUGGCCGAACUAGCUGUCAUCAUGAAGAAGUCUGGUGGGGACUUCACCUUCAUCCUCCAGGCCUGGGGACCCCUGGUGGCUUUUAUCAGGCUCUGGGCCCUCGAAACCGUCAUCAUGCCGUGUGGAGCAGCUGUUGCAAUCUCCACCAUCUCAAACUACCUGCUGACGCCCUUUUUCCAGUGCGAGGAAGUGCCCGUCGUGUCUUUGAAAUUCCUUAGCGUGCUCUUCCUCCUCUUUGUUCUGGCAGUGAAUGGUAUCAGUGCUCGUUUAGCAUCCAGACUGGCUGGGGUACUAUGUGUAACAAAGGUAGUUGGACUCGCCAUCAUUAUUGUAACCGGGAUGUACAACCUGUCAAAAGGUUAUACUUCAAAUUUUCGGGAGCCUUUCAGCUUGGCCUCAUACGAUCCGGCUCUCCUACCAACUGGGCUUCUGUCGGGGUUAUGGGCUUACAACGGAUGGAGCGUUGUCACCACAAUCACAGAAGAAGUAAAGAGCCCUGCACGAAAUAUUCCACUGAGCAUCGUCAUCUCGAUGUCGUUGAUCACGGCGGUGUACCUCAUGACCAACGUCGCCUAUCUAACGCUUCUCUCACCUAAUGAGAUUCUUGCAUCCGAUGCGGUGGCAGCGGAUUACAGCAUCCAUUCCCUUGGAAUCAGAUGGUCGUGGAUGAUCUGGGUGUUUGUUGCGAUGUCUUCAUUGGGCAGCACCAACACCAGCAUUUAUAAAUCAUCAAGGACAAGGUUUUCAUCGGCCCGAGAAGGUCACCUCCCCGAGAUCUUAUCCAUGGUGUCCAUCUCACGUAACACGCCUCUUCCUGCUAUAUUAUCUUGUGUGAUCGCACUCAUCUUCCUCGUCGAAGACGAUAUCAUUGUCCUGGUCGAAUACCUUGGGUUUAUAGAUGUCGUAUUUGAAACGGUUACUAUCGCUAUCGUGCCUUACUAUCGAUGGAAGUACCCUGACAUGCCCCGACCCUAUAAAGUUCCGCUUGUGAUCGCAUUCGUUUACAUGGCGGCCCUCUUGUUCAUUGCUUCGAUGUCGUUAUAUGCCAACCCCCUUAGGAACUGCAUCGCGCUCAUCCUCGCUUUCGUUGCUAUCCCGGUUUAUUACGCAAUGGUGCAUCCCAAAUACAAACUGAAGAGGAUCCGGCCAUAUUCAGUGAAAAUAACACGAUUCCUGCAGAAGUUAUUCCGCUGCGUGAGACAGGAGAAAAGGACAUUCUGAUCUUUUCGCAGGACAUCCUGGAUGUAAGGAUCUAUUAUGAAGCUUCAUUGUAAUUAUGCGACAUAAUCGUCAUUUUUAUUUUGUAUACAAACUCCGGAAUAUGAUCGAGCAGACAAUGGACAUCCAAACAAACCCAAAGACACCACAGAUCAGUGCUCAAGAUAUUCAUUAAAUUUUAAUCAUCGAUAACAUUGGCGUACUACUGGGGUGGGAGAAUUGUUUAAAAUCGAAUAAAUAUUUCAAAUAUAUAAAAUACGUAUUUCAAUGUACCAACAAGAAUUUAUUAUGCAGGUUAUGGUAUUCUAAUAUCAUUCUACGUACAAAGUCAACGAAAGCUCUAAUAAUUUAUUUCAUAUUUCUUUUGCUGGUCCGCUUCGUUCACUUGCAUUUAUAAAAAGGAUUAGUAAAACAUAUUUGUUUGCUCACUGCAUUAAUUAUAUCACCAUUGGUCACUGAUGUACUGCUGGAGUGGGGUAGAGUGUCUUUGAAAAAAAGGGCUCAUAAAUUAAAGAAAUUAAUUGUAUGGUAUUAUUUUGCAUCAGUAGUUUCAUUGGAUUAUGUGUAAUUUCUGUUUAAGAACUUUCCAUGUAUUUUGAAUGUCGUGCUUAUAUAGAAUUAUUCAAUCAGUGAAGUAUCUUUUCUUUGUCAAACGUAUUGUCUCAAUUAGAGUAUUAUAACAAAUUGAAAGGUUUAUUAUGUUCAGCAUGGUUUCUAAACGGUGAAGAGCGUAGAAUAAUUUUUAAUCCAUGUAUAUACAUGUAGUUGCAUAGGGAAAUUCAGUAAUCGUUUGUAAUCGAUUACGUAGCUUUUCUUUUAAAUGUUAUUAAACACUAUUUGCUGAGAAAUAGCGGUGUUUAUAAUGUAUGAUUGUCUUAAAAUGUAUCUUUAAUUAUUAAUAGCUGUUUGGGUAUAAUACAAAGUGCCAUUAACCAUCACCGUCUCUCAAAAGAUUUAUUUUAUGACUUUAACUGUUUUUUAAAUAAGCUCCAAGUUUUCUGGCUAACAAGCGGCCUCCAUUAUUUUUAAACGCAGACGGGCUUCGUGCUCACUAAAGAGACAGGAUGAAUAUAAUUUUCUCAGCAUCAAAAUAAUAAGAAAUUAAUUCUUCUUCUUAUUUCGUUGUACGGAGUUGUGACGUAUCAAGAAUCGGAAAUAGAUCAGAAGUAUGAAGUGUUGGAAGUACUGACGAGAAGAAUUGAGAAUGCUGUACCGAGAUAAGGAAAAUACUGAAAUUACUGAGAUACGUAAAUUACUGAAAAAUGGCUGAGAGUACUGAAAUUACGGAAAAUACUGGAAUGGGCGAAGUACAGGAGAAACCGAAAUGACUGAGAUACUGGAAAUAGCAAGAGUUACUGGAUAGACGAGAUAUAUUGAGUGAGAAGUAUACCGUGUAUGGUCUUCCUACCAUUAUAAGAAAAUCACACACGGUUCUUCAACAUGGUUGUUCGGUUCCAAAGUUACUGGGAGCAGAGAGUCAGAAAUGAAAAAGACGGAUUUUACACCUGCAACUGCUUGUAUGCGGUCGAAACGAACCAGUUCGCCUGGAAAGAAAGGUUCGGCUACAGUAUUCUUAUAUGUGGUGUAUUUAGUUUUUGCCUGUAGAGUACCUUCAAGUUUUUAGUUAUGAUAUACAGAUAUAAGUUAUUUUUUCUUUUAAUUAAACGCAAAAGUGGUUAAGAU
Molecule: messenger RNA, 3281 nt
Organism: Lytechinus pictus (painted urchin)
Lineage: Eukaryota; Metazoa; Echinodermata; Echinoidea; Temnopleuroida; Toxopneustidae
Product: Y+L amino acid transporter 2-like
Exons: 12
Coding region: 144-1601 (485 amino acids)
Biological process (GO): amino acid transmembrane transport
Cellular component (GO): membrane
Molecular function (GO): L-amino acid transmembrane transporter activity
Source: RefSeq, a predicted model, not a curated record